Molecule: messenger RNA, 1389 nt
Organism: Dendrobium catenatum
Lineage: Eukaryota; Viridiplantae; Streptophyta; Magnoliopsida; Asparagales; Orchidaceae
Exons: 1
Coding region: 1-1389 (462 amino acids)
Source: RefSeq, a predicted model, not a curated record
AUGGAUACAUCCUUUAGUAAGUCGGAUUUCCCUCCUCUAGGCCCGGCUUCUGAAGGUCUUCCGUCUUCUCUCCCGAGGAACUGGAGCAAGAUCUUCGCUCCAAACAAUAACUCCCCAAAAUCUCUUGAGUUCUCACAUCAUCCAUCUGAGCCAGACAUAAUACCUUUUUCGAGUGAAAAGUUGUGCAAGGGAGGUGAAGAAUGGGAUCUUUGCCUGGUCGGGUACUCGAUCGGGCGUAGACCAUUUUAUGAGGCUCUGCUGGGGGCCAUGAACAAGACCUGGAGUUUAAAAGGUACAUUUAAGUUGCUCUCUCUCAAUGAUGGCUUUUUCCUUCUUAGGUUUACUUGUCAAGAAGAUUUUGAUACGGUAUGGUCGAGAGGAGUCUGGUUCCUGCUGGGUAAGCCUUUUGUGCUUCAAAAAUGGCAUCCCAAGUUCAUUCCGAAGAAGGAAGAAUUUUCGUCUGUCCCGAUCUGGGUGAAGAUACACGAUCUACCCCUUGCAUGUUGGAAUUCAGAGGGUAUAUCUCGAAUAGCUAGUAAAAUUGGUGUUCCGGUGGCGGCAGAUAAGCUAACUGAGCAAAAGUCCAGGCUAACGUACGCUCGAAUCUGUGUGCUAGUUGACAACAAAGCCACAUAUCCGGAAGAGAUUCAAGUAUCUUUAGACGGUGACGUGGUAAGCUUAAAAGUUCAGUAUGAAUGGCACCCGCUCCCCUGCGAAUACUGUAAGUCUUUAAUGCAUUUUUCUGCAUCUUGUAUUGAAAAGCCUAAGACUGAUUCAGAUGAUAUGGAGAAAAAUAAAACUGCUAAUCGGGGUAGAAGCCAAAGUAGGAAUGCUCGGAGCAGAAACAAGUCUAGGAGUCAGAAUCUCUCUAGACCUCUGCCCACUAAUGUGGUGCAACAAGUCCUGCUCAGUAAAGCUGCGCAAUCCUAUAGCCAAAAUAACGUCAAUAAUUCUAAUGCAAUAGGCCACCCUUUGCAUUAUCAGCCGCACUCCCCAACUUCCCAGAACUCCCAUAUCAUCUUAGACAAUUUGGGAGGAGAAAAGCCUUCUUCGGAUUUGCCAAUUAAUGAGAAUGUUAUUGUCUCAGGUAUCCCUAACCUGAAUUUUCCCAAUGAGGCUUUCUCUUCUUCGUCUACUUCCCUGAACACAAAAUCCCCCGCCAAGACAAAAGAUAUCAUAUCUCCAAAUAAGUUUGAAGUCCUCAAUAUUGAGGAAGUUAAUUCUCAUCACUCGGAAGAUUUAGGGGGUGUGGAUGGAAUCUUAGACUCAUCAAUUAGUGGAAAAAGCAUUAUGCUGGAGAAAAAUAAGCAGACUCAAUCGAGUGCUGCUACAAAAAAACCUGCAAGGGGGAAGCAGAACAAAAAACCCCAGUCUCAUCCAAACUCUUAA